AUGUUGCAGUCAGUUCCAGAGCACCUACGCUCCAAAAUAAGCUGGAGACUGAGGACGAGACUUCUCGAACGGAUCAAGAACGCCAUGAAGAAGACUUCCAGGAACCUGUCCGGAGAGACGUACGCAGGGCGACUGGCAUGGGAAGCCCAAUCGCAAAAGCGGAAGCAACGCCCAAAGAAGGAGCUCAGUCGCCUGAGACGCGACAAAAAUUUUCUCCAGUUCCCCAGAAAGAAGGCCCGUCAGACGAAGGAGAGUCAGAUCAUUCGCCGAGCCGGUUUCCGGAACUGUCUGGUGCUCAAGUGCCAAGGGAACAAGAGCAAGAACAAGAGCCAACGGCACGAACCGAAGAACAAAGGCGGACUGAACUGGUUAUGGAAGAAGUUCCUGCGCCUGCCGACGCCAAGGUUGCACAUGAUGAAGACAUACCCACCCGCCGUCGCAUCGAUAGCUCAAGCGGGCCCUUCGAAGAUGACAAUGCCUGGAUCAACAGCACGGUCGACCUCUCGCGCUCAAAGACCAUCCCAAGAUCAUCCACCGGAUAUGAAGGUGAUCGAAGACUUUCAGGUGCAAAUCCAGAAGAAGCGCAGAUCGCACGAGCAAACACACGUCGUGCAACCUCAGGACGAGUGCCUGAUUCCGCAACAGCCUCACAAUCUGCACGAAAAGACUCAACAACCGCCACGCGAAGGCUGUCGUCGUCAGUCAAGAGGACGAACACGCGGCGGAAGUCAUCAGCAGUCGGAGAAGACAGAGCAGCGCCAAUCCUCACAGAACUACCAACGGUCUUCAGAGCACCGACACGAUCGGCGACGAUCCCCUCAAUAUCUCGACAAGCCAGUAUCCGGCGAGGGUCUGCCGCUCCUAGAAGGGGUACAGCAGUCUCCCCAGAAGCUUUGCCAGACAUUCAAGCCAGACCAACAAAGGAAGGCAGCUCAAGAUCAACCCCGCGGCAAGAGUCCAGAGGUGCGGCCUCGCCUGUCGCGGUACAACCAGGUCGACGGUCAUCUACUGCAACUAGAACAGGUACGCCAAUCUCCCGAGCGGUGUUACCAGAAUUUGGAGCCUCAAGGAGAGGGGGAGACGGACCUAUGUCGGCCACAUCACAAGGCUCGCGUGGUACAAUGUCGCCAGUCCCAGCUUACGACCGGGGAAAUUCUCCUGCCGGAAUACAACCAUCGAAAGGUUCAUUGGGUACAACUCAGCGCGCAGACCAGAUCUCAGAACAACAAACCCAGUCAAGCCCACGACCAGAACCAAGAGAUGCUAAGCCAGCAAUGCCGCGCCGAGUGA
Molecule: messenger RNA, 1290 nt
Organism: Alternaria metachromatica
Lineage: Eukaryota; Fungi; Ascomycota; Dothideomycetes; Pleosporales; Pleosporaceae
Exons: 1
Coding region: 1-1290 (429 amino acids)
Source: RefSeq, a predicted model, not a curated record